Molecule: messenger RNA, 849 nt
Organism: Magallana angulata
Lineage: Eukaryota; Metazoa; Mollusca; Bivalvia; Ostreida; Ostreidae
Product: prisilkin-39-like
Exons: 4
Coding region: 54-752 (232 amino acids)
Source: RefSeq, a predicted model, not a curated record
CGUUGCUAGCUGGGCUUGAGCAUUGUUGUGUUUUGUCAGUGUAUCCUGUCAAAAUGAUGCGUUUGGUUCUUUUUGCUGUAUACAUUGCGCUAACAGUAGCUAUUCCAUCGUCUUCUUAUGACAAAAAGGCAGGAUACGGCCAUGGACCUCAUCAUUCCGGAGUGGGCGGUCACUACCAAACCGGCUACAACAAUCAAUAUCAAUAUGGUGUCAACCCAUACAGCAGUUACAAUUAUAAUGGAUACUCUGGAGAUGAUAAUUACCUUGGAUAUGGAUACAACCAAUUCAAUAGCGGUUAUGGAUACAACCCAUUAGGUAGUGGUUAUGGAUACAACCCACUGAGUAGCGGAUAUGGAUACAAUCCAUUUAAUAGUGGUUAUGGAUACAACCCACUGAGUAGCGGAUAUGGAUACAAUUUAUUUAAUAGUGGUUAUGGAUACAACCCACUGAGUAGCGGAUAUGGAUACAAUCCAUUUAAUAGUGGUUAUGGAUACAACCCACUGAGUAGCGGUUAUGGAUACAACCAAUUCAAUAGUGGUUAUGGAUACAACCCACUAAGUAGCGGAUAUGGAUACAAUCCAUUGAGUAGCGGUUAUGGAUACAACCCAUUGAGUAGCGGUUAUGGAUACAAUCAACUGAGUAGCGGAUAUGGAUAUAACCCAUUAAACAGUGGAUAUGGAUACAACCCAAUUGGUAGCGGAUAUGGAAGCUACUCGUCAGGUGGCUAUGGUGUACACAAAAGGACCUAUUAAACAAGCCAGGUUUGAUUUACGACAGCUCCAGAUCGAAUUUUUAUCUUGUUGAUCAGUCUAAUUAGUUAUUGUUAAAUAAAUUAUUCAUGCAUCCAGA